This is a messenger RNA of Momordica charantia (bitter melon), 1013 nucleotides long. Its product is annotated as glyoxylase I 4. NCBI's taxonomy places the organism in Eukaryota, Viridiplantae, Streptophyta, Magnoliopsida, Cucurbitales, Cucurbitaceae. The record is from RefSeq and is a predicted model, not a curated record.
UUCGUGGAUUUCCGUUUUCCGUAAGAAAUACUGUUUCCUCCUUCCUCCUUCCUCAUAAAUCCCUCUUUUCUCCUCCAUUGUCUUCCAAAUCCUGAAUUUUCUCUCAAAUUUUCCGGGAAAAUGAAGGAAAUCCAAGGAAAUCCUCUGAGUCUCAAGUCGCUCAACCACAUAUCGCUUCUCUGUGGAUCAGUGGAACAGUCAAUCGAUUUCUACCAGAAUGUUCUAGGGUUUUUCCCCAUUCGUCGGCCUGGAUCCUUCAAUUUCGACGGCGCAUGGCUGUUCGGUUUCGGCAUUGGAAUCCAUCUCCUACAAUCCGAAGAACCAGAAAACUUGCCGAAGAAAGGCGAGAUUAAUCCCAAAGACAAUCACAUAUCAUUCCAGUGCGAGAGCAUGGGGGCGGUGGAGAAGAAGCUGAAGGAGAUGGGGAUUGAUUGCGUGCGGGCGGUCGUAGAGGAAGGGGGAAUUUACGUGGAGCAGCUGUUCUUCCACGAUCCUGAUGGUUUCAUGAUCGAGAUCUGCAACUGCGACAAUCUGCCGGUGAUUCCAUUGGGGAAUGACGUGUCACGAUCCUGUUCGCUCGUGAAUCUUGAGAAGUUGCAGCAACAGCAGAUACAGCAGGUGGUUAAGCAGCAGUAGAACAAACAAGCAAACAAGAACCAAGAACGAGAAGAAGAAGAAGAAGCCACGAAAAUGAAUAAAAUGGUUAAUUAAUUAAAAACAGAAUCCGUUCUGUUUAAAAUGUGGGAUUUUUCCUCCCUGUGGGUGUUGAACGACAUGUCGUUUGUACUUUUUGAGUUAUUUUAUUUUAUUUUGGGGCAUAAUAAUGGAUAACGUCGGGCAUUUGUGUUCAUAAUACUCACUCUCACCUACCCCCAACGCUACUCAUGGAAGAAGGAAAGUGGAGUAUUGUGAUCUUUUUUUUUUUCUUUUUUGCAUCAUUUAUGUUAAUAGCUAUCAAUGUUUAAAUUUGUCUCUUCAUUUUAUGGAAAUAUAAAUAAAAUAUUUAUGUGACA